GCGGCAGGGAAGAAACUUUCUCUCAAUCCCUAUUUCUCUUUCAGCUAAAAUAUUUUAAUUUUUUCAAAUACUUGAUUGUGCAAAAUUGUGUAAUUGUUUCAAAGGUAAAACAUGGCUGCAGGAGCUGGCAACUUUCGUCCCGUGUUGAGCGCUGUGAAUAAGAUCUUCAGGUCAUACAGCGCAUUGCCAACAACUUCGACCUUAACCCACUCAAGAUCGUAUGCUAAUAUUCAAGCACCCGUUUCGAAACCAGAAGGGAAAACGACAUGCACCCUGAUUCCUGGCGACGGAGUUGGUCCAGAGAUGAUGGCCGCAAUGCAAGAAGUCAUUAAAGCUGCAGGGGCUCCCGUCGAGUUUGAACAGUACUUUUUGUCGGAUGUGCAACGACUUCUCAGCUCUAAGUUGGACGAUGUUGUCAACAGCGUUACAAAGAAUGCAGUUUGCUUGAAAGGAAUUCUUGCUUCUCCAGUAACUGGGGACUUGACAUCAACAAAUUACAGGUUCAGAUCUGAUUUGGACCUCUUUGCUAACGUGGUGCACAUUAAAAGUCUCCCAGGCAUUAAAUCGAGGCAUAAGAACAUUGAUCUGGUCAUUGUUCGGGAGCAAACGGAAGGAGAGUUUUCUUGUUUAGAGCAUGAAACUGUUCAUGGAGUUGUAGAAUGUUAUAAAAUUGUAACCGAAGAAAAGUCGCGCAGAAUUGCCAAAUUCGCAUUCGACUAUGCCACCAAACACGGCCGCAAGAAGGUUACAGCUGUACACAAGGCUAACAUUAUGAAACUGGGAGACGGUUUAUUUUUGAGGUGCUGCCAAGAUAUUGCUAAACUAUACCCGAAAAUCCAAUUUGACGCCAUGAUCAUUGACAACUGCACGAUGCAAAUGGUAUCAAAUCCUCAUCAGUUCGAUGUCCUUGUCAUGGGAAAUUUGUACGGAUCAAUCCUCGACAAUAUUGGAGCUGGUUUGGUAGGAGGAGCUGGUGUGGUCUCGGGAAGUAGUUAUUCUCCCAACGCUGUAGUUUACGAACCGGGUGCAAGACACACUUAUGCUGAAGCUGUGGGUAAAAAUGUGGCCAAUCCGACCGCGUAUAUUAUAAUGGCUGCCAAGAUGCUCAACCAUGUAAACCUUCAGUACCACUCACAAAUGAUCUUUAAAGCAUUGGAAAAAACCAUUAAGGCAGGAAAAUUUCUGACGAAAGAUCUGGGCGGGCAAUCCUCCACAGAAGAGUUUACUUAUGCCGUCAUCAAUGCCCUUACACCGUUAUCGGCAAAAUAGAGACACAAACACCCAGCGAUGCCCAUUCUUGUCAAAUCAAGCCAAAUAUUGCUUAGAUAAUAAUAUUCACGCCAAGCAAAAUCUGUUUGUCUUAGAUUUAGAAAAUAAUAUGGCACGUUUAAAGUUGGUAUAUAUACUCUUGUUUCAGGAAUUAUCGCAAGUCGAUCGAAAAUUUUGAUGAUACUUUGCAAAAACAUUGUAGAAAAUUCGAACCGUAAAAUUGAUAACUUAUUGUCAAAUCAAAAAGUAUUCUACCUUCGAAAGCAUCAAAACCUGUGUUGCAAAAAAGUCUAGUCAUAUUACACACAGCACCGCAUCUCAAAUCCUCUUAUUUAAUACUGCACCUGAACAAUAGUAUUUCCUUUCUAGCACUCUCACCGAAUUCAAAGUGCAAUUGAACCGAAACGAGUGCGUUCCUCUUUAGCUCGACCUUAAUAAGAAAUCUUUGACCUUUCACUUCCUGUCGAAAACUGUGAAGUAUCGACAAUAAUUUAAAAGCAAUCAACUCUACAAAUAAUCGUGAUGUUGUUGUCGUUUGUAGUGUCUCGUUUCAAUCACUAGUGAAAUAAUUUAUCAAUGGUGCUGUUAUCGAGAAUAAAAAAUAAUAUGUUGUAUGUAUGUAUUAAAAACGAAAUGUAGAGCAAAUUGUUAAUAAUAUGUCACGAUUUUAACUUG
This is a messenger RNA of Folsomia candida, 1944 nucleotides long. RefSeq names its product isocitrate dehydrogenase [NAD] subunit beta, mitochondrial (gene Idh3b). Gene Ontology annotation, molecular function: magnesium ion binding; oxidoreductase activity, acting on the CH-OH group of donors, NAD or NADP as acceptor; NAD binding. The record is from RefSeq and is a predicted model, not a curated record. Gene Ontology annotation, biological process: tricarboxylic acid cycle; isocitrate metabolic process. The coding region runs from base 112 to 1269 and encodes 385 amino acids. The transcript has 12 exons. NCBI's taxonomy places the organism in Eukaryota, Metazoa, Arthropoda, Collembola, Entomobryomorpha, Isotomidae. Gene Ontology annotation, cellular component: mitochondrion.